UGUUGUUGUUGAGUGAUGAAGAAAGCCCGUCAGCCGCCUGAACAUUCAGAUCAGAUGUUCCUACGAGGCUACGACGAUGAAAUGAAAACAGAACAUCAGUCUUCGUUUAAUUUAAUUUAAAAACAUUCAAUUGUUUGGUUCAGUGCAGAGGAUUUUUCAAUGCCUGUUGAUAGGCUGUGAACCUUCAGUUAAUGGCGACGUCGUCGAGAUUGACGCCCAAGCAGAGAUACGCGGCAGGGGCUCUUCUCGCUCUUGCUCUUCACCAGGCUCAGAUCCACCAGGCCCGCCUUUUUAUUCUCCCGGACGAAGAGACUACCAAUGGGCGUACAAACAACGGCAGGGGUAGUGAUUCUCCCUCAGAGGAGCCUCAACUCUGGAUCCACGAAAACUCCGGUCUCCUCCGCCCUGUAUUCAGGUCCCUAGAGAUAGACUGUGAAGACUGGCCUCGUUUGGAGGAAACUGCUCGAUUCUCUCCAGCCAAGGAUCAUGUUGGAGCUUUGUUAAGGUUACUUUCAAAAGAAAAUGGUGAAACUUCCUCAGAAAGGUUGGACCAGGAACUUGCUUUGACAAAAGCUGUUGAUGCUAUGGAAAUGAAAAUGCAAACAAAAAUUGUUUCUUCCGAGGGUAAAAGAGAAGUGAAACACCUUGAGUAUGAACAAAAAUGCCAGGAGAGAAUCUCUACUGAAACCUCUGAAGCACCUGAUGUGCCCACUGAAACCUCUCAGCAUACAAGUUCCUACACAUUGUCCAACAAAGAAGAUGCUUCUGACAAAUCUACCAAGGGAUUUGAGGAGAAACCUAUUGAAGAGGAAACACUUCUCAGUUAUGAAAGGAAGGUAGCAUUUCUAUAUGAGCUUCUUUCUGCCUGUUUAGCAGGUACACCUGAAGAUGACAAGAAAGAUACUCAGCUAAGAAAAGGUUAUGAUGCUCGACAUCGUGUGGCUCUGCACUUGCUAGCAACAUGGCUAAAUUUCAAGUGGAUCAAAAUGGAAGCUAUGGAGGUAAUGGUUGCUCUCUCUGCAAUAACUCUAAUGAAAAAUAAAGAAGAAAUGGAGGAAACCAAGUCCCCAGAAAAUUCAUGGGAUAGAUGGAAACGUGGAGGCAUUAUUGGAGCAGCUGCAUUGACUGGAGGGACCUUGUUGGCCAUCACUGGUGGUCUAGCAGCUCCAGCAAUUGCUGCGGGCUUUGGUGCAUUAGCUCCUACAUUGGGAACUCUUGUACCUGUGAUUGGAGCAAGUGGAUUUGCUGCUGCUGCGAGUGCUGCAGGGUCAGUUGCUGGUUCUGUAGCCGUUGCUGCAUCAUUUGGAGUGGCUGGAGCUGGGCUAAGUGGGAUGAAAAUGGCUAGAAGAAUUGGAGAUGUUGAUGAAUUUGAAUUCAAAGCUAUUGGACCGAAUCAUAACCAAGGACGUCUAGCUAUUAGCAUCUUGAUUUCUGGAAUUGCCUUUGAAGAGGAAGAUUUUAUAAGGCCUUGGGAGGGACUAGAGGACAACUUGGAGAGGUAUGUGCUACAAUGGGAGUCUGAGAAUCUGAUUGCAGUGAGCAAGGCAAUCCAGGAUUGGCUAACUUCAAAAAUCACAUCGGAAUUGAUGAAACGAGGUGCCAUGAUGACUGUAUUGAGCUCACUGGUAACUGCACUGGCAUGGCCAACAGCCUUACUUGCGGCUACUGAUUAUAUAGACAGCAAAUGGACAAUUGCAGUGGACAGAUCAGACAAAGCAGGAAAACUGCUUGCUGAAGUUUUAGUGAAAGGAUUGCAGGGGAACAGACCAGUGACACUUAUAGCUUUUUCACUGGGGGCCCGUAUAGUCUUCAAAUGUCUCCAGUGUUUGGCUGAGAUAGAAGAUAAUGGAGCAGCUGGAAUUGUGGAAAGGGUCGUUCUUCUUGGGGCACCAAUUUCAAUAAGAGAUGAAAACUGGGACACUGUUAGAAGGAUGGUGGCUGGGAGAUUUGUGAAUGCUUAUUCCACCAACGAUUGGACCCUUGGAAUCGCUUUCCGUGCAAGUCUUCUUAGUGAAGGAUUAGCUGGAAUUCAACCUGUGGAAGUUCAAGGGAUAGAGAACGUUGAUGUAACAGAGCUGAUUGAAGGUCACUCCUCGUACCUCUGGACAACACAAGAAAUACUGGAACGUCUUGAACUGGAUACGUAUUACCCUAUCUUCAGGAGUUCGGACAAGUCUGAUGAAGAAAAAAAUGAAAAAAUUUAGUUACUCCCACUCCGACCUGCAGCAAACUUUCUCGCUCUUCCUGAAGCAUCAUGCGGCACAAAGAAUGAAUAGUAUGACAAAGCGUGCAAUUCAUAUACCAGAUUGAGACAAUUUUUCAAUAUGUCAGCCUUGCACCACUUGCCACUUGGCCAUUACUUGCUUUCAUUGA
Messenger RNA from Nelumbo nucifera (sacred lotus), 2373 nucleotides. RefSeq names its product transmembrane and coiled-coil domain-containing protein STS1-like. NCBI's taxonomy places the organism in Eukaryota, Viridiplantae, Streptophyta, Magnoliopsida, Proteales, Nelumbonaceae. The record is from RefSeq and is a predicted model, not a curated record.